This is a messenger RNA of Beta vulgaris subsp. vulgaris (sugar beet), 965 nucleotides long. RefSeq lists its product as hypothetical. Lineage: Eukaryota; Viridiplantae; Streptophyta; Magnoliopsida; Caryophyllales; Amaranthaceae. Bases 172 to 828 code for a protein of 218 amino acids. The record is from RefSeq and is a predicted model, not a curated record. The transcript has a single exon.
GAAAUUUUCUUUUGAACAACAAAAGCUAGUGUCCCUCAAUCCUCCUUUUUGAAUUUACAGUACACCGAGCCACCUCACUCACCAAUUUGAAACGGUUACUUUUUCAAUUAAAUCCCUUCUUUCCUCUAAACAAAGAAGAUUAAUGUCUCCUUCACAAAACCAAAAGAAAAAAUGCAACAAAUCGCUCAACACAUCCCCUCAAUCUCCAUUAAACCUUUUUCACCUCCUCUAAUUUUACUUACCCACAAAUUUACAUCCAAAACCCACCUCAAAAACACCAAAAUUUCUGCAAAAUGGGGCAAAAAACGAUCUGGGUCUCAAAGAUCUCGCAAAUUCAUCCUCAAUUCAAUCGCAUACGUUGCUUCAAGUCUCAAGAUUCUACCUGAACCGUUCGAUUCACUAAUGAGAGAAUUCUUGGUUGUGGGUGGUGGCAAUGGCGGCAAAAUUGGGUUCAGAAAUGGUUUUGGAGGUGGUGGUGGUGAUGGUCAAGGAAGAAGUCGUAGGAGAGAGAAUUUAGGGUUUUGGGUGGUUUUGUUGAUUUCUUCAAGUUUGGCUUUAUGGGUUGUUUUGGAGAAAGAAAAAGAGAGUGAAUUAGGUUUCUGGGUUUUGUUGGUUUGUGUUUCUGCAUUUGCUGUUUACUGCUUGCUGAAAGGGUGGAGGAGAGAGAUUAAAGAUUGGGUUUUUGGUUUUUCUUGUGGUGCUGUGUUAAUGGGUUUGGUAAUGAAGAACAAUGAGAGUUUUGUGAGAUUGGUUGAUCAUUUUAAGGCGAAUUUUUCACACUUUUUGUUCAUUUCAAAGAAAAAGAGAAGAGGUAGAAGAUGGAUAUAAGUAUAUCUGGAAUUUAGUUUCUUAUGUAGUUACUGUUUGUUAUUUGGAUUUGCAAUUUUGGCUUGUGUAAAUCCAGGAAAUUGUAAUUGAGCUAUGUUGAGAAGAAAUGUUAUGUUGAUCAUUCUUUGCGGUUGAAA